GCUGGCUCAAAACACCAUCCGCUCGGGCGGAGACCGUUCCCGUCCACGAAUUGAAAUGAAAGGAGCUGGGGUGCAACUGAAGAAUUCCUCCUCGCAACACAAGACAUUGAAGGAAUGGUUCAGCGCGCUGUCGCCGAAACUCCAGCAGUUAGUUCGCGAGGCUGAGGACCAAUCUUGGCCAUUCGUCUUCGAGGAGUGGCAGUUCGAGCCGGACAACAAGAAGGAGAUCGUCAACAUCAAUGAUCUCAUCCAGUCCAAGAAUGCAGUCUAUCCUGAUAUGACGGAGGAGGAUGUUCUGAAGGAAUGUCUUGAACUUGCCUGUUCAGAGAAGGCCUUCGAGACGGCCGCGUCAGUCGCCCUCCUGCUUGAUCGGUUGAUGUAUUUGCAUGGUAACUCCAAAUACAUCCUCGACAAGGUGGACGACAUCAAACAGCAGGCGCCCACCACGGCCAUCGCGCCACAGGUCUACAUAAGGAAGGCAAGGUUCCUCAAAGAUGGGGGCUCUCUCCAAGAUGCGGAAAAGACGCUCGAUUUCAUUCUCUCAGAGAAGGGACAUAAAGAGCAAUGGCGCUAUAAGGAGGAGAGCCAGUACAACCUUGUUCACGCAACAUGCGUCCAGGUGAAAGGAGUUAUCAGACAUAAUCUCGGUCUUUGGUUGGAAGCUGCAGACCUUGUCCUCGAGUCUAUCCGGAGAUACAACAGCCUACCCAAGCCCGACCAAAAAGGAAUAAGCGCCUCGUUGGGCAUCCUCUCAGAUGUCCUAAGAAACAUCUCUAAUUCAGAGUUCAAGCAGAUGCUGCUGAAGUAUGCGUGCCGCCAUAACCAUCCCCUUGAAGAGGCCUAUGCUGCGAACAAACAGGCUGCCUGGCUGACUAGAUUCGACCCAUUUUUCUUCGCGAGGCAUACGCGAAGGGCUGGCGAGGUGUUGCUCAUGUUCGUGAUCACACUGCCUCAGGAAGACCGGCUUAAGCAGAUCACUCAGGCUCUCAACGACCUCAAGAUGAGCCUCAAGGGACACCUAUCAUUGAAUAAACUCACGAGUCGAGAGCAGCUGAAUGAAUUCACAUGCGCUGUGUACCAAUGUUUCAUAGCCUACCGUCUGAUGGCUACCCCAGGAGCAAUCUCGAAAGCUAUUGAGAUCGAAAAGAACUGCAUGGUCAUUUAUGAUCAUCACUGCGCCGCUACUGACGCUGUUCCUCUCGAGGAGAACUUUGUCAAAGCAAUCCAUAAAGUCCAUGACUUGCUGGAUCUACCGCGAAAAACUGUCAGUGCUCCUGAAACUAAUGAGUUUCUCAACCUACCAGCUUAUGAAUACCGGUACCCGACUCUCCGAGAAUCUGUGGCAUCGACCCCUAACCACAUAGGCACUCAGGUGGUGUCCCAUCCUGAAGAGACAGCCAACAGUCGAGCGCCAUUGUCCCGUUUCCCGCACAACCGCUCGGGUACUCGAGCUCGACUCACCCGUUCCAAUACAAGAGCUAACAGACAUGCUAUUGGCUCCACUGCAGUGAAUGGUGAACAAGAAGGAGACACUUCAGUCGCUGAUCUCUCGGAAAAGACAACUUCCAUCUCAGUGAGUUUGUCAGUAGCACCUACUCUUAUGGACCCAGAGGCUGACACUCAACCAUCAGGACGACGGCAGCCAGAGACAGCAGACUCGUCAAGGUAUCGAGACACAGGGAUAGCAGUUAAAAUGGGAGAUAGAGAAGGUCAGUUUCAGCAGAUGACCAAAUCUGGCGGAGGUCCGAAUGAAGAGAGCGGCACUCCUGCGGUAGUUCGCCCGCCUGUCGCAUCGCAUUGCCUGGGGCUUCCGAGCGCCAAUAAUGUCGUAGAAACUGCUUCUGGGACUGGUAGUCUCGGAGGACAGUUUGAAUUGCCGCAUGAAACUGCUUCUCUUGCUGAUGAUUUGGGUGUUGAUGGUUCAUCUAUGGAUACAGGUUACAGUGGAUCAACGCAUGGCUUGAUGAAUCCAAAGACAGAGGAUGCGUCCAUCGCGAGUCACGAACAAGGGGUCGAAAUUGACGAGUACGUUGAGAGUGUCCAACGGAUGAACCUCGAAGACAAACCCGCACAACUUCCGAAGACGUUCCUCGUGCCUGAUCCAGUGAACCCAAUAAGCUCAUUCGCAGACUGCACCCUCCCCGCAUUGCCUGGACAGACAAUGAAUCCUUCCGCUAAUAUCGAGAUGACUGAUUUCCGCCAAGGUCCCGCCUUGAAGACAGGCGAGAUACCGUUGGGUGUUCAUCGUGCCCGGGUGUUUAAAUUCGACGCUGCCCACAAUACAUGGACUUGCUCGACAACCCUGGUCUACGUCGAUGAGAAGCUGAACGUUCGCCCCAAGGGAGCCAUGCGUUACGUCAUCAAACUUCAGUAUCUUAAUCAGGAUGAACCAAAAGCAAGAUACGUUGGCAAGAGCUACCAAGAUGCCGAGCGGAGGAAGCUGCAUUUGUACUACCAGGAUGUCGUCUGCCAGAUGACGGCGCGCCAUUUCGUGGCCCUGUUCAACCAGGCGCUCAAGGACGACAAUCAGGCCUGGAAGAUCCAGUUUGUCCCUGCAGCGCACAUCCAACUUUUGUCGGAUGACCACAAGGACAUAGUUUAUUUUUUUAAUGUUGAGCCGUUCGUGGAGGGGUCACUAGGUUUUGAGAAAGUGACCGACAACUCCAUCUAUGUCAACCGUAAAUUAACUAAGGAACUUGUGGACGUGUCCCUAGCCUUUAUGCACUUUACAUGGGAGAAGUCGGAAGGCAAGAUACUGGUGACAGACCUUCAGGGUUGGUUGCCCUGGGACCAAAAAGGCACCAUCAUUUUCACAGACCCUGCCAUUAAUUCAGAACCUCUGAAGACCGUAUUUGUUACUGGCAACCGUGGUAAAUUGGGUGUUGACGAAUUUUGGCGUGAGCAACAUCCGACAUGUAACGAUAUAUGCUACUCGCUAGGAAUAAAGAGACCUCAAUUUGCCUCUUAAUUCGUACACUCCAGACGCAGUGGACGGGCCUCGUCCCUCAUCCUAAGGAUAUCCAAUUAGGAUAAUGCAAUGGACUGUCCUGGGAGAGUCUACUGAAUUCCUAGCUGAACAAAACGCUAUUUUACCAGAAAUGUAAUAUAUCUAUUUAGUGAAGGGUGUGUGAUUCAGGAAUUCAUAACACUUUAAGAAUUGAAACACUCUGAAGAGUCUAUACACCUUGGAACUGCCAACUUUGGUAAAGGUGGCUGCGGCGUUUUUUUGCGCGGUCACUAACUUGUAAGCUCAGUCCGUGACGCGAUUGACAUCGAAAUGCAAUAUCUAUCACAUCCUGUCAGUCAACAUGACAUCAAUCGAUAGGACUGGAAGGCAGAGGGUAUGGUUUGGAUAUAAAUUUAUUGCUUGGAAUUUUGAAGACCUCUAUUUCGGCUUGGGUUCUGAGUUUACAUGCUACUGCAAGUCUUCAAAAUACUAUUAAAUUGAAGAAUAUUGCAAGCCAGCAUUUGACAUUGAGCAUUUGUAAGGUUAAAAUAAGCAAAGUUUGUAUUUCUGAGUUGAAACUUUCCAGAAUACAUGUAAAUAAAGUUCAGGCAUGCAAGUGUAAUGUUACUAUUUGUUCUUAGCAGAUUAGUGGCUCGUGACUGUGCUAAUUUCUAAACAUUGUGUUUGUUUGAAGUGUUAACAAACAAUGAAAGGGAAAUAUUCUGGGAGUGCUGAAACUGCCGGGGAAUGGAUUUCCUCAAACAUGCACAAAUCAUGUAUGGUGGUAUUCGUGUUGUCAGUUAUUACACAAGAUGAAGUGUUCUUAUGUAAUUGUCGCAUGGUUUUGACUUCGAUGAAAAAGGACAAGCACUUUUGUGCAAACCGUUCCAGACUUUGUAGCUUGAACUGCAG
This is a messenger RNA of Lineus longissimus, 3859 nucleotides long. RefSeq names its product alpha-protein kinase 1-like. Gene Ontology annotation, cellular component: cilium. The transcript has 8 exons. Lineage: Eukaryota; Metazoa; Nemertea; Pilidiophora; Heteronemertea; Lineidae. The record is from RefSeq and is a predicted model, not a curated record. Gene Ontology annotation, molecular function: protein serine/threonine kinase activity; ATP binding; monosaccharide binding. Bases 56 to 2968 code for a protein of 970 amino acids. Gene Ontology annotation, biological process: cytoplasmic pattern recognition receptor signaling pathway; protein phosphorylation; innate immune response.